Messenger RNA from Cotesia congregata, 1233 nucleotides. The record is from the annotation of a GenBank genome assembly. Lineage: Eukaryota; Metazoa; Arthropoda; Insecta; Hymenoptera; Braconidae.
AUGAUAGUAUUUCUAUCGCUGAUCAUCCUACUGGGUGAUAUUCCUGGCGGAUCAACAGACGAGUGUUUGCCUAAUUCCAGUGGGAUCGAUCAACAGUGCUCUCCGGUGAUUGGAAACAAAUGCACGAAGGAAGAUGAUUGCCCGAUAUCCAACACCAUAUGCGAUCAAGUAUGCAAGUGUAAAGGUGGAAUGCAUCCUUCAGAGGACAAGAACUUCUGUGAAACUGAUGUUAAAAGAAUUGGUGACAGCUGCAAAGAUGAUGAAUGCAAUACGAUCGAAAACGCCGUUUGUAAACAAACUAACGUCAAGACGAAGUUCUCUGGGAACGAAAUAUGGGACACCGAGUCCACGUGCCAAUGUAAGCUCAACCAUUUUUUGUCGAACGUGAAAUGUGUCAAGUACGCAAAUGAUUUACGGGAUAGAUGCGAAGACAAUCAUGAAUGUUACAAGAUUAUUGGAAGCAAGAAGUGCAAUAAGACGACCAACACUUGUCAGUGCAAUGAGAAAAUUUACUACCUGGCAGACGGCAAAUGCCACAAAAAAGCAAAAAAUUUGCACGAUGCUUGUCAUCAUCCGUCCGGAUGUAAACCUAAAUUAUCUGAAUGCCUUAACAAUGAAUGUCAAUGCGAAUCAAACUAUAUCGAAUACAACAAUGCAUGUUACGGUCUUUUGACCGCCACUUGUUCUCAGCCAUCCGAUUGUCUGUCAACCUCUUUCUCAUGCGAAUCAAGCACUUGUAAAAACGUUGAACGUCAAAAAGGAAAAAAAAUAGUAUCUUCAAAACCUGGAGUGUCUUUGUACUGGACCAAUCGAACUGCUGAUUCAAUAGGUGCUACUGACGGAUUUUACGCUGGACUCGAUAAUCAAUUUAAAGUAUACGUAUGUCGUCUAACUCACGAAGGUUUAGUGAUCCCCGGAAAAUUGCUUGAAUUUAAAAAUUCAACUCGCUGUGAUCCGGAAUAUCUUCAGGAAGAAUUAAGAUUGAAACAAUUCGAAAUGCUUAGGGGUUCGAGCUUGAAAUGGAGCAAUUCAUCGAUCACACUUGACAAAGCCGUUUAUGGUGGUGCUAACAAAGACGAUAAACCGUAUCUUAUUUGUCGCGUUGUUCAUACUCAGGAUAGUGGUCAGAUUAUCGUUGGAAGACUUGAACCUCCACAAUACAAAUCUUGUAUCGUACCUUAUAAUGGACAGAUAUAUAAUUAUGAAAAAUUUGAUAUUUUAGUCCACGAAUAA